AUGAUGUCCUUAGGGGAAAAAAGGUCUGAUAUAAGUGAUAGUGAAAAUAAAUUAGUGUUAGUUGUUAGAAAUGAUUUAAAAAUGGGUAAAGGAAAAGUGGCUGCUCAGUGCAGUCACGCAGCCGUAAUGGCUUAUGAAUCUUCUCGGGAAAAGGCGCCAAAAAUAUUCAACAAUUGGAGAAAUUCGGGUCAGCCCAAAAUUGUUGUUAAGAUUGAAAGUGAAAAAGAAAUGAUGGAUUUAGCAGAAACAGCUCGUGAUAAUCGACUGAUUGUUUCUGUUGUUAGAGAUGCUGGAAGAACUCAAGUAGCUUCAGGUACGAGAACUGUUUUAGCUGUAGGCCCAGGUCCUGUACGUACUAUUGAUUCAGUAACUGGUCACUUAAAAUUAUAUUGA
This is a messenger RNA of Pediculus humanus corporis (human body louse), 393 nucleotides long. RefSeq names its product peptidyl-tRNA hydrolase 2, putative. Gene Ontology annotation, molecular function: peptidyl-tRNA hydrolase activity. NCBI's taxonomy places the organism in Eukaryota, Metazoa, Arthropoda, Insecta, Psocodea, Pediculidae. Bases 1 to 393 code for a protein of 130 amino acids. The transcript is spliced from 3 exons. Gene Ontology annotation, cellular component: cytosol; mitochondrion. The record is from RefSeq and is a predicted model, not a curated record.